AUUGAUAAUUUUGAUUUAUUUUAAAAGUAUAAAGAAAAUAAUAUGAACUGUUUGACGGAACAGAUAGGAACCAUCGAAGAACACGAGGCGGAGCUAUGACGCCGCUUUCUAUAUCGGCAUCGCCUUCGCCGCCGUGGCCACUUCUCUCUCCGCCACUAUCUUCAUCGUCGUUAAACAGAGCUGCUCCGUCUAUUUUUUCCCCUUUCUCUCGAAUCAACCAUGGCUUCUCGUGCUCUUUCAUCGCCGUUCAACGCUUCGCUCUAAGCCGCAAGACAAGGAAGCAGUUACAGGUGGUGGCUAUGGCUCCUGAGGAAGAGAAGCUCACUCGUCGCAAUCCUCUCGAUUUCCCUAUCGAAUGGGAGAGACCAAAGCCAGGGAGGAGACCAGAUAUAUUCCCAAAGUUUAGUCCUAUGAAGUCACCGUUGCCUCCUCCUAUGCCUUAUGAUCCUCCAGAAGAAGAGGAAGAAGAGGAAGAGAAGAAAGAAGAAGAAACUGAAGAUGACCCUGAAAAGGAAGACGAGGACCAACCCGAUAACCGGUCGUAAGAGGUUUCAUUUUUUCUAACUGUUAUUGUUGUUGUUUUUUUGCCUUAGAGACAUGUUUAGAUCUUCUUUCAUUUCAAAGAUAAAAUAGAAGUAUUGUCAACCCCACCGAAAGCGCUUUAGUGGAAGCUCUGAACUCAUAUUACUACUUCUGUUUGUUCAUCUACUUAACUUCUGAACUCAUAUUCCAAAACUACUUAACUUCGUCAAGUGCAAAAUUGCAACGGCCGUACUAUUUUCAUCUUUGGCCACAAUGCAGUAAGAUCUCUGGAAGAUGGAUCAUUGGUGAUCCCAGAUCGUGUUUCCAGCGAGCUUUCCUGAAUAUGUUUCUGCUGUAGAAUUUAUAUAUUCUUAUAUCCCCGUUGACAUUGUGUAUUUUGUUUCAUCGCUUCUGAUUCCAUUUCAAAUGUCGAAAACUAAGUAAUGGUGGUCAAAUGAUUUUGAUCAACAAGUACUCCUUUUAUGUAAAGAUUAUGUUGUGGUUAAAGAAAUUGGUUGAUAUAUU
This is a messenger RNA of Arabidopsis thaliana (thale cress), 1047 nucleotides long. RefSeq lists its product as uncharacterized. The transcript is spliced from 2 exons. NCBI's taxonomy places the organism in Eukaryota, Viridiplantae, Streptophyta, Magnoliopsida, Brassicales, Brassicaceae. Bases 96 to 545 code for a protein of 149 amino acids. The record is from RefSeq and is marked reviewed.